This is a messenger RNA of Acaromyces ingoldii, 1909 nucleotides long. RefSeq lists its product as hypothetical. Gene Ontology annotation, molecular function: RNA binding. The record is from RefSeq and is a predicted model, not a curated record. NCBI's taxonomy places the organism in Eukaryota, Fungi, Basidiomycota, Exobasidiomycetes, Exobasidiales, Cryptobasidiaceae. The coding region runs from base 106 to 1788 and encodes 560 amino acids. The transcript has a single exon.
GCGACGAAAUACAGGACCCAGUCACGUGUUCUUCAAGGUUGACUUUCUGGUGCAGUGGAGAGGCAUGCAUGCUGCACGGACGACGUCGAGAACGGCUACAGCGGCAUGACGAUUGACGUGGCCUCGCUGAAGGUCGCCGAGCUCAAAGAGGAGCUCUCUGCGAGGGGGCUGCCCACGACGGGCCUCAAGAAAGAGCUGGCAUUGCGUCUGCAGGAGGUCGUCGAUGCGGCGUUCUCCGCCCAGCCAUCAGGUGGAGGUGAGCAGCGGCAGCAGCAACAGCAGCAGGGCGCAGAUGGGGAUGACAAACGGGGGGGAGCGAACGUCGAGCAAGGCGAUACAGCGGAACGAGAGGAGGACGAUAGGCCAUCUGGCGGCGCUCAGCAGGCGCCUCAAGACAUCGAGAUCGCAUCGAUUCGCGGUGCCUCACCAGCCCCGCAUCCAGGAGCCAGCACCACGGUCAAAGACACCGCCCUCGCCGAGGCCGGCGUUGAGCAGCUCGAGGCCGCUGACCAGGAAGAAGCGGUGUCUCGCAACAUUGAAGAGGAAGAUCUGACGGAUGCAAAAGAUGACGUUGUCGUCCCACCCGCACUGGGCACCAGUGACGACGAGAGGGCUCCCAGAGCCGACGGAGAGGUGAACGAUCCCAGACCCGCCGAUGAAAUGAUGCUCGAAGGUCAGCAAACGGACGAUGCUCAAGAACUCAGUAUUCUGCAUCCCAAUGGGCUCUCCCUCCACACGACACCUCCGUUGCCGCUUGACUCGUCGCAGUCCUCUCUCAGCUUGCCGCUGACCCGUGCCGUCGAAGAGAACCAAGAUCUGCUCGCACCCUCGCGAUGCAUCUACAUCACCGGUCUAGUACGCCCUUUGACCACACAGAUGCUUCAGUCUCGCGUUGAGGAAUUCGGUCCACUAGCGAGUCUGUGGCUCGAUGGCGUCAAAACGCACGCCUUCGCGACCUUUGAGGCCAUCGAGACGGCCCAGCAAGCCCGGCAAACGCUGGACAAGACGACAUUCCCGCCCGAGACUGGCCGUGCAAUCUCGGUCUUUCCGAUCCCCGAAGACAUCGCCAAGCGGUGCAUCGAAAUGGAGGACAUGGCGUGGGAAAAGGACAAGACAAAGAUGGAGCUGCGCAUGGCAGUCGAGGACGGAGAGGCGCGCUUCUCGAUCCAUCGGCUCGACGCAUUACAGCCAUCGGCGGAGGGAAGAGCUCGGGGUGGACCUUUGAAGUCAAGGCUGUCGGAGCCAAGAAGAGAUCGGAGUAACGGAGGAAAAUAUUCUACCCACGGCCAUGCAGGGGGCCGUACGGCAGGUCCUUGGGCCAAAGAACACUUUCACGCUCGGCCCGACGACGAGACGAGGUCAAAGAGGCACAGGCGUGAGGACGCCAGAGACGACGACAGGGAUGGAAAGCGGGCAAGAGGAGCGACCGACGAUCGGCUUCGUCUGAUCGAGGAAAGAAUCAUGGCAGAGAGGCAAUCCCGCGGAGGGCCCCCACCGCCACAGACUUAUCAUGGCCAUCGCCGCGGCGGUGGCGGUGGCGGUGGCGGAGGCGGUGGCAAUGAUUGGCCGUCCAGGAGGCCUCCUCCGUUGUAUCAAGGGUUCCCGCCAAGCAGAGGCUACGACGACUAUCCUCCCCACAGCUCUAGGGGCAGAGAUGGUGAUCGGGACAGGGCCAGGGAACGUUAUCCUCCUCCGCGGCGCGACUGGGGACCACCAAGAGACCGGGACGAGCGGGACCGACGGCCAGCUCCGCCGCUCCGACCUUCGCCUCCCCCUCCCCGAUACUGAUCAAACCCCAGUCCAUCCAUGUACAGUACAAUGGCGCAUGCUGUAUCAGGACAAUGUUCACAACACCUCGAGAUUGGAUUAACGGACAGAUUGAUUGCCGAUCGAGCAGGGAAAGGAGGAG